Ornithodoros turicata is the source of this 2328-nucleotide messenger RNA. Its product is annotated as protein ABHD18-like. Lineage: Eukaryota; Metazoa; Arthropoda; Arachnida; Ixodida; Argasidae. The transcript has 12 exons. The record is from RefSeq and is a predicted model, not a curated record. The coding region runs from base 124 to 1464 and encodes 446 amino acids.
AUCUUUAUACCUUUGUUGACUUUUCUGACAAGCGUGUUUGCAUUCGCAGCAGUGUUUGUAUCGCUUAUGGGGAGAUAGCGGAGGAGCGACUCCACGUACGAAUUGGCUUAAUUUCCGCACAAGAUGACACAGACAAGUCGCUUGGAUGCUGUGUAUCGAAGUGCACUGCUGUCCAAGUAUUUCAUCAAGGGCUGGGGCAAGCCAGACAACAUGAAGAGGCUGUUUGAUUUCAAGAAACGCAUGACUUCUCGUGAAACAUGCAGUCAGUUGGUGCCUUCAGAUUACCCUGUCUCAAUUGACAAGGUCGAAGAACAUUCGUCGUAUAGGAUCCUUGAAGGCCACAUGACCAGCCCCUUUGUACAAUACUUGCCCGAAGUUGUGCCAAAGGAAUCCCACAAAGCCUGGUUUCAAGUCUUGCUACCCCGCCAUUGGGUGACUGAACCACUGAGGCCAGUAUGUAUCCACUUAGCCGGUACAGGCGAUCACCAUUUUUGGAGAAGAAGGACGCUAACUUGUAGGCCAUUGCUCAAGGAAUGUGGGAUUGGUUCUAUCAUCCUCGAGAACCCUUUUUAUGGCCUAAGAAAACCGAAAGACCAGGUUCGAUCAAAUCUACACUGUGUAUCUGAUAUCUUUGUGAUGGGAGGCUGCCUAGUCUUAGAGUCCCUUGCACUACUUCAUUGGUGUGAACGGGAAGGGUUUGGACCUCUCGGCAUUACCGGAAUUUCCAUGGGUGGACAUAUGGCGUCACUGGCAGGGGCAAACUGGCACAAGCCUCUGGGCAUCAUUCCAUGCCUCAGCUGGACGACGGCCUCCUGUGUAUUUACGCAGGGUGUAAUGAGUGGUGCCAUCCCGUGGGAUCUUCUUCAGAGUCAAUACUUCUCGGAUCAUGUUUUCAGGGAAGAGAUUGAGCAGAUUAUCCAUUCACCUGAAAGGAAUGCAGCUUUCAGCGCCGGGCAACAUUUUGCCCGUAACUAUCCAGCAAGCAUGGAAAACUACAAAAAGCUGUCAUCGGAAAUCGAGAGCGAAUCUCCUCAGCUGCAAGAGGUUCGACGAAACUCUAUUCUUGCAUCGCUGGAAUUUCCAUCACGGCAGGUGCAGCAAAUGGAAGCUCUGAACUUCAUGAGAGGGAUUAUGGACGAAUGCACGCACUUGGAAAACUUUGCCCGCCCCAUUGACACAUCUCUGGCCGUGUGUGUAGCAGCGAUAAGGGAUGCCUAUGUACUGCGCGAGGGUCUCAAAUCACUGCUUGAGAUCUGGCCUGGCUGUGAAGUACGUUAUGUAGACUGUGGACACGUCAUGGCUUUCAUCUUCAGUCAGCACAUCUUCAGGAAGGCGAUUGCAGACUCUCUGGAUAAAACCAGCAUAAAAUAUUAUGGCCGAUCAUUAUAUGAAGAGCAGCAGCCUGCUUUGAACAUGGCAAUCCCAAAGCAGGACAUGGAAAUGGCGAAGAAGUCAGAGGCAUAGCCUCACCUGUAGCUCUAGUGGAGAAUUUUAGCGUUGCCAAAAAGACGUUUGUGCAAUACAUCUAAUGUGAUGGCACAAUUCAUUUUUUAGAAGGUGCUAGAGAUGAUGCUUGACAAAGAUGGGUGUUGUACAUAGCUUUCUCUUUUAUACAUUACUAACCAGAAGUAAGAAAACAUUGUUUAAGACAAAUAAACAGCCUUCCUAUAGUAUGAGCAAGAGCUCUGUAAUAUAUGUUGCAUUGACAAUGUACAGGAUUUAAUUUCCAGUGUGUACUUUGCAGACAUUAUACUAUGUCCAUGCAUGUUAGCAGACAAUUGUAAUUGCAAGUCCAAAAACAAAGUCCAAAGUGUGCCAGCUGCUGCUCCAAAGUAAACAGGAGCAGCCAGCAAACAAGAGGCAUGUUUCUUAGCAUCGCUUUGGUACUUAUGAUUAUGGCAGUAAACUAUGUGCCUUUCAAAAAGGAGAUGGUUGCAAGGACAUUCUAUGACAUCUGUAGAUCAUGGUGUAUUGCUGGUUUACACAUGUAACUGUAAUAUUGUAUGAAGAGUCCACUUAUAUAACUUUGUAUGUGAUGGACAAGUCGCUGAGGACUCGCGUGCAUGUAAUGUGGACUACCAAGGCCUGCGCUUGAAAAUUGCAUGCUACCGUGACAAUAAUUUGGCACUGCCACAUCCUUGUAUCCUGGCAAGAAUUGCUCAAGAAAUAGACAUAUGUACAUAGGGUAAAUAAAAGAAACACUAAAUUAAAUCAAUUAGGCCGAGAAUGGAUGCGAAGAUGCUUUUGACAUGCUGUAUGACGUGACUUGCUGGUGAUAUACCACAGACUGUAUAUGAUCUCGAUUUGAAAAUAAACAUGUCGCUCGAA